Messenger RNA from Quercus lobata, 1008 nucleotides. Its product is annotated as UDP-glycosyltransferase 83A1-like. Bases 1 to 1008 code for a protein of 335 amino acids. The record is from RefSeq and is a predicted model, not a curated record. Lineage: Eukaryota; Viridiplantae; Streptophyta; Magnoliopsida; Fagales; Fagaceae. The transcript has 2 exons. Gene Ontology annotation, molecular function: quercetin 7-O-glucosyltransferase activity; quercetin 3-O-glucosyltransferase activity.
AUGGGUAGCCAACCACAUGUGCUAGUCAUACCAUUUCCAGCACAGGGCCAUGUUGCCCCACUUAUGAAGUUGUCACACCAGAUUGUUGAUCAUGGGAUCAAGGUCACAUUUGUUACCACCGAGUUCAUAAAUGCAAGAUUAACAACUAAAAUGCCAGCGAAUAGCCCGAUAAGGCUAGUUUCACUCCCGGACGGUCUAGAACCCGAGGAUGAUCAAAUUGAUACUCUUAAACUAAUAAAUAGUUUUCAAGAAACUAAGCCAGAUCAUUUCAAGGACUUGAUUGAGAAAAUUAACGAAUCUACUGAUGAUCGGAUCAUUUGUGUCAUUGCUGAUGUAACAGUUGCGUGGGCAUUUGAUGUUGCUGAGAAGAUGGGAAUUCAAAGUGUUGCAUUUUGGCCUGCUGGACCAGCAAACUUGGCCCUUAUAUUCCAUAUCCCAAAGCUUAUUGAGGAUGGAAUUAUAGAUACUCAAGGAACUCUAAUAAAAAAUGACUUGAUUUGGCUGUCAAAGGAAAUCCCUGCAUGGAAAAGCUCAGAGUUUCCAUGGAGCUUCCCAGGAGAAUCAUGGAUGCAAAACAUUUUUUUUCAAUAUGUUUUCAAGAUGAACCAUUGUGUCAAACUAUGCAAAUGGCUUCUCUGCAACUCAUUCUAUGAACUUGACUUGUUGGCCUUAAAUUUAAUUCCUGGGAUCAUACCUGUUGGUCCAUUACUUUCGGGCAAUCAAUUGGAAAAUCAUAUUGGAAGCUUUUGGCCGGAGGAUUCAACUUGCCUAAGUUGGCUUGAUAAACAACCUGUGGGUUCAGUUAUUUAUGCUUCCUUUGGCAGCACCUCAACCUUCAACCAACAACAAUUUGAUGAACUAGCACUUGGACUUGAACUCACAGGCCUACCAUUCUUGUCGGUUAUUCGGUCAGAUAUCGCCAAUGAAGCACUUUCUGAAUUCUUGGAUGGGAUUAGAUCGAGAAUAGCUGAUAGUGGAAAGAUUGUUGGUUGGGCACCUCAAGAGUAG